Cladocopium goreaui is the source of this 2123-nucleotide messenger RNA. NCBI's taxonomy places the organism in Eukaryota, Dinophyceae, Suessiales, Symbiodiniaceae. The record is from the annotation of a GenBank genome assembly.
AUGGCAUCUGUGUUGGCUUCGGGCAGCAGCUUCCGUCACCCUGACGCGCUGGACGCCUUGGGCCAUCUGUCGAAGCGGGUCGUGGAACGACGGGUGGAGGGCGAGCUGCCCCUGGGACAGGAUGUGAAUGGCCUCAGUUCCAAUGUGGCGGAUCUUCUACGCGCAGCGCCUGUGCUGGUGCAACGCAGCGUCUUGGACCAGGGAAGCUUGGCAACUUGCAGAGAUCCCAAUGCGGGCUGCGUGGGUCGCAUCCGAAAGGCGGAACGGGCGGAGCGAGGAGAGCGCAGCGCUCCAGUGGGAUUCGUGGCGCCCAGCAGGGAUGAGGUUGAAGCCUUCAUUGAAGAAAAUGAACUCAACGAGCGAGCGGGAGAAGCCCUCAGAGGUGCGCCGCCUGCUGUGCAGUGGCAUGUUUUGGAACAGGGCAGCCUCCGGAGUUGCAGAGAACCCAGCGCGGGUUGCGUCGGAAGAAUCAGCAAGGCAAAAAGGACCAUGGACCCUGCUUUGCUGGCAAUCCCACAGGGCCCCUCAGCCUUCGAAGUGGAAGAGUUCAUACAGGAGAACGGCUUGGACGAGCGCGCCGCGAGUGCCCUGCAGGGCUCGGCCCAAUGGCUUCAACGGCAGGUCUUGGACCAGGGCAGUUUGCACGGCUGCCGCGACCGGAACGCUGGUUUGAUGGGACGCCUGCGCCGUGCGCAACAGGCCCCAUCCUUUGCUGAUGGAGUGCGAAGCCAGGCUUCUACAGCAACUCGCCAGGAGAUUGAGCGGUUCAUCCUGGACAAUGAUUUGAAUGAACGUGCUGCAGAUGCCUUGCGAAGUGCAGGCAGCUCUGUGCAGAGACAGGUUUUGGACCAAGGAAGUCUUUUUGGUACCCGUGAGCCCAGUGCUGCGUGCAUCGGGCGAAUUGCAAAGAUUCAGAAGAGUGGCCAGGAGGGAUGGGGCACUCCCAGCUGCCCCAGCUUGGACGAUGUGGAGAGGUUCAUCUAUGAGAACCGCCUUGACCAGCGAGCUGCCGUUGCUUUGGAGGGCGCUCCUCCAAUGGUCCAGCAGUCCUUACUGGCGCAAGGUCACUUGGGUGGCAACGCCACUGACGCCUCCCGCGCUUGCCUGGCUCAGAUCAGAGCCACGUCGCAGGAGUUCAGCAACACACCUGCAGCGGCUUCAGCGGCUUUGGAUGAGGUGGAGCAGUUCAUUCGUGAAAAUGGCUUGGAUGCUUCAGCCUCCAAUGCUCUUCGCUCGGCCCUUCCAGCGGUGCAGCGACAGGUGCUGGAGCAAGGAAGCCUCACCAGCUGUCGAGAACCGAGUGCCGCUUGUGUCAGCCGGCUUCGAAAGGCCAAGGUUUGGGCAGAUGGCAACGAUGCUCACAUCGCAUCGCCGAAUGAUGUGGAGAGAUUUAUUCAAGAGCACGACCUAAACGAGCGAGCGGCUGAUGCAUUGCGAGGGGUGCCUCCAGAAGUGCAAGCUGAGGUGCUGGCCCAGGGUAGCUUAGCAACAUGCCGAGAUCCCAAUGCAGGAUGUAUCGGCCGCAUUGCCAAAGCACAAGCCGCCUUCAAGCACCGAACAGAGCUUCCCCCGACAGGGCCAUCUGCCGAGGAGCUGACUGCGUUUGUGCGAGAGCACAAUCUGAGUGAACGCUGCGUGGCGACUCUGCAUGAAGUGUCCGCGCCCGUGCUACGGGCCGUGCUGGAUCAGGGCAGCCUGCGUGGAUGUCGUGAUCCCAGCGCGGGGUGCAUGGGAAGAAUCAAGAAGGCUGUGAAGGAUGGAAGCCUCCGUCGAGGAACCAAGCGACAGCACGAGGUUGCUCCAGCUGGAGGGCUCAAUCGUGAAGUCGAUCGAUUUGUCAUGGACCACGAACUCAGCGACCGCGCUGCCACAGUGCUCAGGGAGCAGGUGCCAGAGGUGCAGGAGAUGGUGCUGCAAGGUGGCAGCAUGCGAGGCACUCGUGACAUGUCUGCCGUGUGCAUGGGCCGCAUUUCAAAGGCUGUGCAGGAACUCUCUCAAAGGCCCAAGCGACAUGCGAGAUCACCGGCACGGGUGGUCCACGCAAUUGGUGGCUCAAGGAGCAAAGGUGUGCGCUACAGCCACUGAGAGCCCACCUAAAAUUGAGCGCGCGUGGUUGAUUCCAG